CUUGUCUCUCGUUCCUUUACCAUUCUUGUUCUUAUUUCCACCCAACCUCGUUAGCUAGGCUAGGUUUGUCCUUGUGUCAAUACAUUAUCUUCUAACUUAAACAUAAUAUCGCUGGUGUAUACAAAGAGAUAUCCGACUUUCCUACACAAUGUCUCGUCCUGGCACCACGCUCUAUGUCACCGGUUUCGGGCACGGAACUCGAGCUCGCGACCUUGCCUACGAAUUCGAACGUUACGGGCGCCUUGUCCGGUGCGACAUUCCAGCACCACGUACUCCUUCCAGCAGACUUUUUGCCUUCGUGGAGUAUGAGAGCCGUCGUGAUGCCGAUGAUGCAUAUCAUGAAAUGCAUAACAAACGAAUUGGACGGGAUGAUUUAUUGAAAAUUGAAUGGGCUCGCACUCCGCCAUCUGCAUCUUGGAGGUUUGAUUCUGGCCGAGACCGUCGGCGCGAUCGUACACCGCCACGCCGUGGUCGUUCACCGUCACCUCGCCGUGCCCGCGGCGAUUAUUCUCCUCGUAGGGACGACAGGUACGAACGGGAAUACGACCGACAUGAUCGUGAUUAUGACCGCCGCGACCGGGAUUAUGACCGCCGCGACCGUGACUAUGAUCGCCGCGACCGUGACCGCGAACGCUCUCGUGACCGUUCUCGCAGCCCUGACGAGAGAGAGCGUGAUAUCAAGGAUGAUAGGGAACGCCGUGACGAUGAACGUGAACGCCGUGACGAUGAGCGUGAGAAUGGCCCGAAUGGUGAAGACAGAAAAGUCCUUCUAGACCCUUUAACUUCUGCCCAUGAUGAACUUGACACUGCUGAGUAGGUUACCUUCAUUCCAAAUUUAUGGUACUAGCACCCUGUUGGUUGUCAUGGUCUGAGCCGUGGAGACCGAAGAAAAAGCAAAGGAAAAAAAAAAAAAGGAAUGCAGAA
Aspergillus caelatus is the source of this 924-nucleotide messenger RNA. Its product is annotated as RNA-binding protein. The coding region runs from base 149 to 817 and encodes 222 amino acids. Gene Ontology annotation, biological process: mRNA splicing, via spliceosome. Gene Ontology annotation, cellular component: nuclear speck. Gene Ontology annotation, molecular function: RNA binding. Lineage: Eukaryota; Fungi; Ascomycota; Eurotiomycetes; Eurotiales; Aspergillaceae. The transcript has 5 exons. The record is from RefSeq and is a predicted model, not a curated record.